Prorocentrum cordatum is the source of this 756-nucleotide messenger RNA. Lineage: Eukaryota; Dinophyceae; Prorocentrales; Prorocentraceae. The record is from the annotation of a GenBank genome assembly.
CGCCAUAUCUACCCGUCGCCAAUCAAGGGGGCAGAAGGCGCGCUGGGCAACUUCCAUUUUUGCCGAGGCGUCCACUGGCUGCGACGUAUUCGCCGAGCCGCAAUUGCACGGUCACGCGGCGUGGUCGACCGUGUUCUUUGCAAUGAACAGCGCCUGCCUUUGGGCCCGCGCAUUGGCAAUGUCAUAUGCGGCGUGAAAGGCAUCGUGGUGGGUGAGGGCGCUGCUUUCGCGGACCUGCCUAUGAAAACCGACGGGGACGACCGCCGCGCGCGGAAAAGCGCCGUGCCCGUGAUGCGCCCGAACCACGGCCGCCAGGCAGCGUCGGCUUUCGGAGCGCGCCCCGCCAUCCAGGAUGACGCCGUCGGGUGCUGCGAUAUGGUCGAGGGCCCUUCGCUGAGGGUGGUUGACAUCGACGACCUGCCCAAUGCCGUGGUGAGGAAAAGGCGCCCAGAGGCGGCCUGCGCGUUCCCUGAGAUCACAUGUCCAGUGCGCCUGUUCUUCGCGGCGGUGCUCUUCGCCGCCGUUGAGUCCAGCGCCAAGAAGGAAUGCGACGACAUGUGUCUAGCAACUGCCUUGAGGAACCUCGGGCGCAAGGCGCUGCAGCGCGUUCAGAUGCCGCGUCGCGACUCGGGCCCAGCUAAGUGCGUGGCGCGCGUCUUCUUUCAUUUCGUUGCCGUGGAAGUACUCGAGGACGGAUGCGAUGUCAUCGAUGGCGACCAGCGGUGCCAGUUCGACGGCACGAUCCGCCUUCUCCAA